Molecule: messenger RNA, 613 nt
Organism: Zingiber officinale
Lineage: Eukaryota; Viridiplantae; Streptophyta; Magnoliopsida; Zingiberales; Zingiberaceae
Product: heat shock factor-binding protein-like
Exons: 1
Coding region: 146-427 (93 amino acids)
Biological process (GO): cellular heat acclimation
Cellular component (GO): nucleus; cytosol
Molecular function (GO): transcription corepressor activity
Source: RefSeq, a predicted model, not a curated record
AUGACUAUUUUUGGCAAUUAAUCAGAGGGCUGCUAUUGGUCCGGGCCUCGGUUUUCCUCUCCGUUCCACUGAAAUCGUUGCAGAGUCGACCAGGUCGGGCGAAAGCGAGCGGUUCCUUCAGUUCAAGAAAUCUAGGGUUUCGGCCAUGGCCUCCACGAAUCCCGCCGCCCCGAAGGCCAGCGAUCAUGAAUCCGAAGGUUCGGUGCAGAAUACCGCCGACAUGACGGCGUUCGUUCAGAACCUUCUCGUGCAGAUGCAGACCAGGUUCCAGGCGAUGUCUGAGGGAAUAGUCUCGAAGAUUGAUGAAAUGGGGAGCAAGAUCGAUGAGCUGGAGAAGAGCAUCAAUGACCUCAAAGCCGAGAUUGACGCGGAACCCACGCCGAAGUCGAAUCUCGAAGAAGGCAAGCCUUCCGAUGAAUCUUCGUGAGUGAGCCACAUUGGAAGAUUGAUGGCAUUGUCUGAAUCAGGUCGAGAGUGACAUAUUGCUGUGGUCUUCUUGAGUUAUCUUUCAUGAGUUUGUGUGAGGAAUGUUUUCUCUUGUGUGCAUUCUAAUUUCAGGUGUUUUCGAGAUGAACUCCAUUUCAGAACAUGAGAAAAGCGUGUUAAUCAAUAA